AUGGCAUGUCCGGACGACGAGAAGGUCGUUUAUGCUACUUUCAUGCUCGUGGGUGAAGCAGAGCAUUGGUGGAGGAUCGCUCGCCAACAGUUGGUGACGGAUGGGACCGCUAUUGAUUGGCCAACUUUUCGGUGUAGAUUCCUUGAGAAGUACUUUCCUGAGGAUCUUAGAAGGAGAAAGGAACUAGAAUUUCUAAACCUGAAGCAAGGAAGUACAAGUGUAGGGGAGUACGCGGCCAAGUUUGAUGAGUUGUCGAGAUGUGGUCAGCAAGGCCACUAUAGCUCUUCUUGCCAUUUGGCGAGGAAUGAUGCGGGAGGAAACGACAAAGGGAGAAAUUGGAAUGGAAAUCGUAGCAAUAGUGGUCAGAAUCAGACGGGAAAUCGUCGUCAGCCAAAUCCUACUAACUCUACGAAUCCUUCUAGAAGACCUAACAUGAGGGGAUGUGUGUACACAAUGAGUGGUAUUGAGGCCACUCACUCUGAUGACUUGAUCCAAUGUGCGUGUGUUAUAAAUGGUGUUUCUUUAAGAGUAUUGUAUGAUUCUGGAGGAACGCAUUCUUUUAUUUCCAAUGAUUGUGUGAGGCAGUUGAAGUUGCCUAUCUCUCUUAUGACCGGAAACCUUAUUGUCUCUACCCUUGCCGGUCCCUCUAUUGCCACCUCCCUUGUUUGUCGUGAUUGUCGUAUUUAUUUGGAAGGUCAAGAAUUCCUUGUUAACUUGAUCUGUUUACCCCUCUCUGAUUUGGAUGUCAUCCUAGGUAUGGAUUGGCUUUCUGCCAACCAUGUUAUGUUAGACUGUCCAAAUAAGAAGUUAGCUUUUAGUUUGAACAAUGUUGAAAGGACUAAGGAGGAAACUCGAGAAAGCCAAGAUGGUAAUUGUACCCGUGAUCCAAGGGAUGCGAAAACGAUAAUUUUCGCGGUUUUUGCUAUUGACGAUCCUAAGGAUGACCCUGUGCUUGAUGAGAUAUCCGUCGUUCAUGAAUAUCUUAAAGUUUUUCCCAAAAACGUGCCUGGAUUGCCUCUGGAGAGAGAAGUUGAAUUCUCUAUAGACUUGGUUCCUGGCACUGGACCAAUUUCCAUGGCACCCUAUCAGAUGUCGCCCGUAGAACUUACUGAGUUGAAACAAUAA
This is a messenger RNA of Abrus precatorius (Indian licorice), 1125 nucleotides long. RefSeq lists its product as uncharacterized. The record is from RefSeq and is a predicted model, not a curated record. Lineage: Eukaryota; Viridiplantae; Streptophyta; Magnoliopsida; Fabales; Fabaceae. The transcript has 2 exons. Bases 1 to 1125 code for a protein of 374 amino acids.